AACCAGGCGCGGACAGUGACCUUCGUCAGUCAUUCCGUGCUCGAUGAGGAAACUACUAUUCUAGCCCAGAAAACGAUGGAAUACAGCAAUCGGACGUUAGUGCGCGAGGCUGAGGCGGCGGUUGCACCUAAAAAAAUAUCGUCGGCGCCGGCCUUUGUAAUGCGCCUUCCCAUUAUGCAAGUCUUUACUGAAGCCAAGGACGCCCUAGACAGUGGACAGCCCUCCGUGGUUCUACCCUCAAGUGCAAUUAGAUUUCCAAUGUCGGAUGAAUCUAACGGCUUUUUCUUCUGCAUUUUUAAGAAGGAGGUAGUUUUGCUGAAGCAGGAUGAGGAGGAAGAAGUGGAGGCGGAAGGCGAAGAGGGAGAGGAAAAAGCGAAAGGGGCGAAGAAGAAGCCGAAAAAAGCGACUAACACAAAUCUCAUACCACUGGCGGACUCUCCCCAAAUCUCUACCCAGCGUCCUCUGCUAGGAGUUCUCUACAGGCAUGACGUUCAAGUGAAGUUUUCUUCCGCUAGUGACCGAGAUGAAAGGAAGGGCUUGCCAUCGUUAUUCACGUAG
Messenger RNA from Dibothriocephalus latus, 558 nucleotides. Lineage: Eukaryota; Metazoa; Platyhelminthes; Cestoda; Diphyllobothriidea; Diphyllobothriidae. The record is from the annotation of a GenBank genome assembly.